This is a messenger RNA of Candidula unifasciata, 1308 nucleotides long. The record is from the annotation of a GenBank genome assembly. Lineage: Eukaryota; Metazoa; Mollusca; Gastropoda; Stylommatophora; Geomitridae.
AUGGAUGAAAGCAACGUCCAUCAAGUUGGGAUGGAGGGUGGGUGGAUACAGAUGUGCUCGGAGCCCGGCCCAGGGCCUCCUGGUAAAUUAACGACUGAUGAAGCCAUGUCGAAAUAUUUGGAACCUCGGAGAAAUCCACAGUUGCAGUUCCAGAGUUCAGAAAUGGCAUGGAGGAUGAAAGCUGUAAAUAUGCCUCAAAGUCAGGUCACAGACUACUCUGAUAUGGAUGUGUCUAUUGCCGGCGCCAAGUUGAAGAGUGAGAACUUGCGUCUGAAGAACAUUCCAGAACUGCAGACUGAUGAGUUUAUGGAUUGUGACAGUGAUCUAGAUAUAGAUAAAAAAGUUGCCACCAAGAAGGUGGCUCCACCAGUGGAGACCAAAGAUGAGAGGGUCCCAGAUGUGUGUCUCAACAUCCAGAACAAGAAGCGACCACAGAAACGCUCCAUAGCUCAGGCUGUCUAUGAGCCGAAUGUCUCUCCUGCCUUAGACCCACACACUUUGAAGAUCACAGAAGAAGUUAUCCAAAAGAUCAAGGAAGAGACUGACACGAGCCUUGGAAUCUGCCUUACUUACAACCGCCAGCGUUUCUCAAAUAUUUGCAACCUGGAGGCUAUCAGUGACAUAAAGGUACCAAGUGGCACGUUUGGGGACGUUAUCAAAGUCAAGGAUUCUCAAACUGGCAGCAAUCUCAUCAAGAAACGGAUAAAGAAAAAUGCUCAAGGUAAAUAUGACAUUGAGAAGUAUGAAAUUGAAGUUCCCCUUCAGUUUGCAGAUGUGGAAAACAUUGCCAGAUUUCUUGGCUUGUACUGGUAUAGAGACCAGUUGCUUUAUAUCAUGGAGGAUGCAGGAAUUUCCCUGAGCCAACUGCUCACUGCCGAGGAAAGUUGUCUACUGUUGGAGCCAGGCAGAAUCGAAAAGAUCAUGCUGGAUGUUUUCACAGCCCUUUCCCAUCUGGCACUUCAUUACGUCACCCAUUCUGACAUCAAACCGGAGAACAUUUGCAUAAACACAAAAACAUGGGUAUCGAAGCUGGUAGACUUUGGCUCCUGCAAGACUCCACAGGAUGAAGUGAACUACAAGGGCACCACUCCGGAAUACUUAGACCCCCUGGCCAACAAGAGUUACUAUGCAUUUUAUGUGCUGAAGAAAAAGGACUAUCCAAUGCACAGAUUGGAUGACAAGGAUGAUGUGUUUGGAGCGGGACUUGUUGGUCUGUCUCUCAUUAUUAGAGGACGCCCAAUGAUUCGUUUCUUUACCGGACGUGACAUGGUCAGCGAUACCAACGAGCGGCUGGUUAUCAUGAAGAAG